Messenger RNA from Saccostrea echinata, 1784 nucleotides. RefSeq lists its product as uncharacterized. Bases 78 to 1244 code for a protein of 388 amino acids. The transcript is spliced from 8 exons. NCBI's taxonomy places the organism in Eukaryota, Metazoa, Mollusca, Bivalvia, Ostreida, Ostreidae. The record is from RefSeq and is a predicted model, not a curated record.
UUAUAAAUAAAGCUGUGUUUUUCAACAUUCUCUUUGAACAGAUCGAAAGACGAGCAGCUGUACUUCAGUUUAAAGAUAUGGCUGAUAGAAACUCUGAGGAAUGCCUUUUUCAUGGGGACCGCGUUCAGUUCCACGCUUUAACGAGAGGUCUGAAGGAAAACCGAGUAAUUCCGAAAACGUACCUUACAAGGCUGGCAUCUGCUGUCUGUUCAUGCAGGAGACACAAAACCAACACUUCUCAGUUGAUGACGAUGGAUGACUUACGUCACGUGAUGGAGCAUCUUGAAGAGGUAGAAUUACCAAAAAUGACUCUUGCUCUCAGAAAUUGUCUUCGUGGUAUUAUCAAAGAGACUCAUUCUCUAGAGCAGUAUGGAAAGACAAAAUUAUUGUACAUCGUCUACAACGCACUGGUUAACAGCUCCUUUGAUGAACUGACGUAUAACUCCAUUAACUCGCGACCAAAACCGAUGCCAACUACCACCGAUGUUCAAAAACAGAGAAUGACGAAAGAGCAAUUUGUGUGUAUGAAGAAUAAAAGAUUAAGUAGAAAAGAACUUGUGAGGCAGAUCAAUCUUCCAAUGUUUGGGAGAAAUAUAAAGAAAUUUACAGAAUCCGCCGAAUAUAAAUGUGUGAAGCAAGAUUAUGACAAUGUUAAAUUAUUCGUUUGGUUUUGUGAUAAAGAAAAUACUGAUUUCAUUAACUCUAACCAGAAAAAGACUGCAGUGAAAUUAUAUAUGAAGGACUUGAGAGAAUUUGAGGCUGUGAAGUACAAACUAGUUCAGAUUGCAGAAAAAAUCCAGACAUUACAAGAUACACAAAGGGAAGCCAGAAAGUCUGCUCGCCGUGCGUAUAGGUAUUACCAUGAUCCGACUGAUUUCGAACCAGAUUUCAGGUCCAUCACUGACAUUGCUCUCCAAGUUAAGGAAUCUUCAGAAUCGGAAUACAAGAAGAAGACAAUUAAAAAAAAGGCCAAGAAAUCAUCCAUCUUGACUGGUGGUCACUGCAUGAAUUGUUUGGCUCCUUUUGUUGACAUACAUACGAGCGACAGGGAGUGUAGGCAUCAUCCUGGAUACAUAAUGAACCCUAAACUGGUAUGGUCGUGCUGUAGGCGAAGGUGUGGCGAACAAAAAGCUGACCACACAAUGCACAAAAGGACUGGGUGCAGCACAACACAGCACAACUGGAGGCCCCAUAAGAAACACCAAGCUAAAGUUGUCAAAGAUCUGUUUGAUGAGAGUGACUGAUUAUAUGGAAAGAAAAAAACAAACACAGAAAAAACAUUAAUGUUUUAAGUUGUAUUUUGAUUUUAAUAUAUUAGGCGAAACCUCUAGCGCUUGUUUUUUUAAUCGUAUUUUAGUUUUUGUUUUACAAUACAAUGCACUAGUUGAAAACUUCCGUUUUUUAAAAAUUGUUUCAAAAGUAUGAUAAAUAAGAACGACGCGUUUUUGGUGUGGAUUACAGUGUUUUUCAAGUGUUCUUUGUGCUGACGGAAGUUAUCGGUUAUGUUCAAUAUGUAUAUUUAAAAAAAUGUUUUAAAUUUGCUCUAAAUGACUUAUUAGCCAGCUGCAGCUAGGUAUCCUAUUGCUAAUUUAUUGGAUUGUUUAGCUAAAAGAGCAUUCUACUACUUAAAGUUCUCCAGUUUCCUCCCACAGAAAUGACCCCUCGCUCCAACUUCCGUGCGAUAAAGGACCCCAUUAGAAAUAAGCUUUCGAUUUUUCAUGGACUCUCCUUUGUAUCAUGUAUAUAUUUAAUAUUAUAUGUCAAAUAAACUUUUUUUAAUUUUA